Trematosphaeria pertusa is the source of this 303-nucleotide messenger RNA. RefSeq lists its product as uncharacterized. Bases 1 to 303 code for a protein of 100 amino acids. The transcript has 2 exons. The record is from RefSeq and is a predicted model, not a curated record. NCBI's taxonomy places the organism in Eukaryota, Fungi, Ascomycota, Dothideomycetes, Pleosporales, Trematosphaeriaceae. Gene Ontology annotation, biological process: attachment of spindle microtubules to kinetochore. Gene Ontology annotation, cellular component: DASH complex.
AUGUCGAACCUCCCACGCUCGCAGACAAGCUCGUCGUCCCGGCUCAGCACGAUGCCCUCCCAGAAGCCCCGCCAGCUCUCCCACCUCCAAGCCCAGCUUGCGCAAUUGACGGCGAAUAUGGCGGACCUAGAGAGCCUGAUGCGGAUGACAGCAGAACAGGCACAGGAUAUGCGAGGACUUGGUGGCUACGCCGGCGCGAUGUUCAUGGCAUCAAGCAAAGUGCUAGGAGAAGAAACGGUCAAGGGAGGCGGUAGUGGUGCAGCAUCGUCCGGAGCGGAGGGCGCGCGCGAACAAGACAAGUGA